AUGGGAAACACACAAGCGAUAUUAUCUGAAAAAGAUCAAAAAGAUUUAUUACAAGCAGCUAAUUUUAGUGAAACAGAUAUCAAAAAAAUGUAUAAAAGAUUUAUAGAACUUGAUACAAAUAAAAAUGGACAGUUAGAUCCUAAUGAAUUAUUUGAUGUUCCUGAAAUAUGUGAUAAUCCCCUAGUUAAAAGAGUUAUAUCAAUAUUUGAUUCAAAUUCAGAUGGAAAAGUUUCAUUUGUAGAAUUUUUAGUUGGAAUAA
Molecule: messenger RNA, 259 nt
Organism: Plasmodium reichenowi
Lineage: Eukaryota; Apicomplexa; Aconoidasida; Haemosporida; Plasmodiidae
Product: protein phosphatase 2b regulatory subunit, putative
Exons: 3
Molecular function (GO): calcium ion binding; calcium-dependent protein serine/threonine phosphatase regulator activity
Source: RefSeq, a predicted model, not a curated record